Calliphora vicina (urban bluebottle blowfly) is the source of this 1826-nucleotide messenger RNA. RefSeq names its product programmed cell death protein 10 Ccm3 (gene Ccm3). The transcript is spliced from 5 exons. Gene Ontology annotation, molecular function: protein kinase binding. Gene Ontology annotation, cellular component: FAR/SIP/STRIPAK complex. NCBI's taxonomy places the organism in Eukaryota, Metazoa, Arthropoda, Insecta, Diptera, Calliphoridae. Gene Ontology annotation, biological process: regulation of Golgi organization; positive regulation of MAP kinase activity. The record is from RefSeq and is a predicted model, not a curated record. Bases 230 to 859 code for a protein of 209 amino acids.
UAUUUUUGUAAGGUUUUAUUUUUGUGUGAAUAUUUUUUCUUUCCCAUUGGUUCUUCCGUGUUGAAAUUUUCUUAAUUAAUUAUAUUUUUUUUAUUCUAUUCAAAGCAUAUUACGAAAAGCUAAUAUUAUUACAAUAAAAAAAACAAUUGUUUUAUUAUACACUGUGGGAAUUUGUAAAACAAACAAUAAAUCUAUUUUUCAUUAGACAUAAAGUUAAAGUAAAUGUAAAAUGACCAUGGGUGAGAUGCCAACACCGUCACUUGUCUUGCCCGUAAUAUUGAGACCCAUAUUUGCACAGUUGGAGAGAAGAGAUGUGGGAGCUGCUCAAUCAUUGCGUUCGGCAAUCUUAAAAACAGAACAAAAUAAUCCUGGAUUUUGUUAUGAUCUUAUAAUGGCCAUUACACGAAGAGCUGAACUAAAUGUCAAUCUAAAUGAAUCGGUCUUAAGAUUGCAAGGGAAUUUACCAGAAUCAGAUUUAAAUGAAUAUCGACUGACUCGUACCGAAGAACCAUUCCAAGAAUUGAAUCGCAAAUCAGUGGCACUCAAAGUAAUUUUAAGUCGUAUUCCUGAUGAAAUUCAAGAUCGCAAAACAUUUUUGGAAACUAUAAAGGAAAUUGCCAGCGCUAUUAAAAAACUUUUAGAUGUUGUAAAUGAAAUUGGCAAUUUCAUACCUGGAGUGACUGGCAAACAGGCGGUGGAGCAGCGCAAAAAGGAAUUUGUUAAAUAUUCGAAAAAGUUUAGUACAACACUAAAGGAAUACUUUAAAGAAGGACAGCCCAAUGCAGUAUUUAUAAGUGCCCUGUAUUUAAUACGACAAACCAAUCAAAUCAUGCUGACUGUAAAAAGUAAAUGCGAGUAGAAAAUUGAAAUGCUUAAAAUUAGUGGCAUUUUUUAUUUUAUUUUUAUUAUUAUUAUUCUUUAAUUUUUACUAUUAAUUACAAUUAUUAUGAAAUAUAAUUUUAUUAAAUAAAUACAAAAAUUAUAAAACGAAAACACAAACAAAAAUCCUUAAGAACAUUAUAAUAGAAAUAGUUUAAAACAAAGAAAACAGAAAAAAGAGAGUAGCAAAAUAAAUAAAAAAACACUUAAAGAAUUAAAUAAAAACAAAAACCAACACAAAUACAAAUACAAAGAAAAACAAACAAAUACAAAUUUAAAGAAAAACAAAUUAAAUUAACAAAUAAAAACUACAGAAAACUUAUUUACAAUUACAAACAAAUAAAAUAAAAUUACCACAAAGAAAGAAAGAACUAUUUAUUUUUUAUUUUCACAACAUAAAAACAAUAAAUUAAUAAAGAAAAUAAAAAAAAACAAAUUAUUUAAAAGUUAUUUAACAAUUUUUUAUGUAGUUUUUAGUAUUAUUACUAACAAAAAUUAUAUAUUACAAUUUAUUUAUAAUUGAGAUGAAAAAAAACAUUAAAAAAAUGUAAAUAUUAAUUAUUGUCUUUAAUUUUGUUGCUCGUUCGUGCGUUUGUUUGUUUGUUUAUUUAUUUCAAUUAAUUAAAUUUACUAGAUGAUGUGGAAAAAAGGAUGUUUGUAAAAAAACACUUAAAAAUUAAUGUAUUAAAAGAACAAAGUGAAUUCCCAAAAUUGUAACAGUGCAUCAUAAAUUAUGUAAACACUAAUUUUAUUUGUAUUAAAUGAAAACUGAAAUCAAUUCAAUUAAUAAUUAUAAAAUAGUAAUGAAAUAAAAUAAAAUAUUUUUCCAUUAUUUUAAUUUUAUGUUUGAAAUUUAAAACGAGAAAGUAAAUGAAAAGUAUAAACAUACUUACAUACUUAUGACAAAUAAAUAAAUAAAUGUAUUUAUAACCCAUUUUAACUUAAAA